AAGACCUAGAACCUUGUGAAGAUGAUACGGACCUGGUCGAAAGUCCGGAAGAAGGGAGGCGAGGCUCAGGCUUAGUGGCCCGCCAUGUUUUUCACCAAGUGGGGUGUGUAGAAGAGGCCGGGGUGAAAAUCAUCUCUCGGGAUAUGCAGUGUCAAAAUGGAAAGAAGACUGUACUGCUUAUCCUUCACUAAGGCCUGCCAUCAUUGCAACGACGACACAUCCACCGUCUGUGUACCUGAACCGGAUACCCACUAACAGUCAUUAACCAAAUUAUAAGCAAUACCACUGCAAGUAACUGAGAUAAAGCAACAAACACAGAUCAAUUUACAAAAAUCACAAAUACAUAACUAAAUAGGGAUCCAUUGACAAGUGGAAAGGGUAAAAGGCGAAAGGGUGGUGUUGGUGGCUGUUUCCGGCGGUGUUGAGACGUUAUAAGGAAAAAAAAAAGAAACUUCGAAAUUCAUACAGGAGAGAGGAUGAUCACCCCGGAGGCAGCAGAGUUCGCGACAAUUCGUGGGUUCUGGAGGAGAUCCGUCGCGAGGGAAUGAGGAACCCUGCUCCUCGUCUGGUUGGGAUUGCGGCAUCCCCAGGUGGGGGUGGGGUCUUUGGUAACAGGGCCGAGGAGGAGUUGCGCCAGUGGCUCGAGGCACGCCUGGACGCAUUGGGAAUUGACCCGGUGGCGUACUCGCGCUUUGUACUCAGCUUGCUGCGCCGCCCCGACUCGGCCCUCAGCCCUCCGGCAGAGGCAGUGGGCGUAGGCCGAGGCGGAGGACGUCGUACGCGCCAGAGACCUAGAGGGUGGCUGCCCUUGCCAGGAGACAGGGAACAGAAGCGUGCCGCCGUGCAAUGUCUUACCAGCGCUGCUGACCAGAAGUGUGGGGUGGAGUCGCUGGUGGACGAAUUGUGUGCGAAAUUGCGAGAGCUGGAAGGAGGAGGCUCGAGCGACGAAAAAGAAGAAUGCAAGAAGACAGAAGUAGAAUCAAAGGCAGCCUUCGAAUCCCUGACUCCAAGAGACAAAGCCCUCAGAUACUACGCUGCAUUCCCGGCCUUGCAACCUGCCACCCCGAAAAAGUUUUCCCAGAGGAAGGACAGGAACGUGGGAAACAAUAAUAGCAACAAUAAGAUCAACUGUAACAAUAAGAAUAACAGCAAGAAUAACACUAGCAACAAUAAUAAUCGCAGCAACAAUAACAACAACCAGAAGCCCCGUCAUAGGAAAACGAAGAUGGCCUUCGUAACUAAGGAAGAAGUUUUCCUGAGGAUGACCAUCGGGGGAUCCAAUGAAAAUCCGCCAACCAGCGAGCGCGCAUUCUUUCAGCAGGCAAUCGAUCUGCGAAGAUCUGACGAAAAGGAAAACUACGGGUUCGCGAAAUCGAUGGAACGUGAACGAGAGAAAGAACGCGAAUUGGAACUGGAUCAGCUGCGAUUGGCGCAGCUGCAAGCAAAGUUCGACCAGAGUUUAGAAGCACUAUGGGAUUCAGGUCCCGGCAAUGCCCAGAAUACGGCUUCGAUUUGGGCAGCUCCUUCUCUCUCGAUUCCUUCCGGACCACUCUGGCCUACGGACACCAUCGAUGCCACUUUCGCUUUGCCCAUAUCGGACAAGGGACACUCUGCAGCAGUGGCCGACACACCGUAUCAGGAAUCUAUCAUAGACGACUCACCGUUUAUCCCAUGGGACAUCGAUUUGAUUGGCGUCGAAGAUUACGCGGACGAAUCCGGGAACAAGGAAAAGUCAGCAGAGUACAAUGUGAAUUGGUCCGAUUCCAUCAUGGAUGGACCCUGGUGCUGGAGAGAUCUUGGCAGCAACUUGGCCACUCUGAACGACAGUCCACGAACAGGUAGCUGUUUCUUCCCGGUUGCACCUCACAAGACCCCCAUUGGCACAGGCAAGCAAUCUCGUUCGAACCUCAAGGUAAACAGCCUUCCGGAUCCGGACGAAGACCUUCUUACAUCGAACCGAACACACUUUCGGCCGAUCAAGGAUGACGGUCACUGGGCCGACGGGACCACGUUUCCCGUGAACAACACACUCGAGCGUGUUGCCUAUCGCAGAUCCGAGUCAGGUAACCUGCUCUAUCUACCAGGAGGAGAGAGCCCGUACAUGGAGUAUCGGGAAAGCGAUUCGCCUCCCCCUGCCGCGUCCUCGAAUCUAACGCUGAAAUUCAGGGUGCGUCAAUGUGACAAGUGCGUUCAAACCGAGCCCAUUCGAUCUCCGGUCAAACGCAGAAUUCUCUCCGAACAGGAUCGCUUUUACCAUUCACCGGUCGGUGUCGGAAGUUCUACUAUCCAGGAUCCUGUAGAAAACGAGAAGGAUACUUUUGCAACGGGCCAACUCGGCUGGGUACAAUCUAGCUUACCCUUACACAACGACAGGAAGAGAAGACACAGCAGUAGCCUGAGAUGCCGGCCAUUGGCUGCAUUGCGCCCACUAACCCUCUAACUGAAAAGACAAUAAAGAAAAAUACGAUGAAAAAGUGAAAGGCUGAGAUAUAGGUAGAAAGGAGAAAGAAGGGAAAACUAAGAGGAGGUUGGAGUCGCCAUGCUACCGGAAUGGCGAGUUGUGUUUUAGCUAUAAUUUUAUUUUUCUCAAAACACAGAGGAAAGAAGUUGAGAGUGCAAAGUACGACAGGGGGGUCCUCUUGGCAUGUGGAAUUUGUUAUGCAUGAACCCAAGAAGGCUCGGCUAGCCCCCUUGCCAUCCGUAGGAAACAGCAAUUCAAAAGCAAAAAUACGAGAAACGCGAGAGUACUAUGAAAUAUGAGUAAUAAUGGUUUAUUCAGAUGAUAAUUUUAUGAUUAUUAAUCCUUUGACAAAAGAAAAACAAAAAAACACAAAGAAAAACAAAAAUGAAAAGUAAAAAAAGGGUAUAACCUCAACGUCUUAUUUAAACGAUGAGAGAACAUUGAAAAGAGUAAUACGAGUGUAUUUCCGAUUUAUUAUUUCUAACUUGUUGAUCAUGAUUUCUCCCAUAGAUUUUUGCCAAGAUGACAUAUUUAUUAUUCGCUAUUUCUCCGCACCGUGAGAAUUCAUUCUCACUUGUAUCUCAAUGUGCAAGAUUUUAAUUUUUCUCCUUUCGUCCCGUUUGGUGAUAUUCGCAACACUAUAUAUAAUUAUCAUAUACAGGAAGACGUAACCAUAAUACAAGUAGACGAGGUGUAGCCACUAGCGAUCGGACUUUCGCGCAGAUCACGAAACGCCCAAUGACGUCACGUUCAAAACUACAUCAGUCCUACUUUGAGAGGGACUUUCUACGUGUGUUGAUUUGUAAGGAGAUCGUCCCUCAUGCAUACAAAUAAACCAAAUCAGAGUAGAGAGGUUCCGCCGGUGACGUCGCUAUCCAAAUACGCAGAAUCGCUAGUGGCUAUUAUUCCUCAUCUCUACUUGUAUAUAAUGGACGUAACGUGCUCGAACUUUGGUACGUAGAAAGGUAAAAAAAAAACAUCAAACAAAAUAUUUAAACAUCUUUAAAAAGUUAAAGAAAAAAAAGAAAAGUCGAUCGCUGCACGCUACGAAAAGAUAUUCAAGUGCUGUUCUAUUUUCUUGUUUUUUUUCCUUAAUUAUUAAUUAAUUAUCUUAAUCAUAUUUCCUAAUUAUAAUUUAACACCUUAAAUGAUUAACCUUCUCCUUGUACCCGACAACUCCCGUUAUCCCUUACUCAUACUAUCCUAACCACUAUCCAACCCCCUUGAAUUCCAGAAUCCAUUGUUACUUGAGUAACCAUAUCCUGCAUCCAAUUCAAAUUUAAGAAAAAACGUACUAUUUUCCUCACCAGCACCGCAGAUCCUGAAAUCCCAAAAUUUCCCAAAACUUUCCCUUAUCUACGACACACGAUACACAUCCAAUAACACACAAGAUACACACUUGUCCCCUAUGGAAACCAAGUAACUGAAAAACGUACAUGUAUAAAAGUGUAUUUGAAAAACGUGCACACCUUGAGAUAAAAAGGUGUGAUGAAAAAAUGGAACAUAAAUUGUCCCUAAGUUACAUGAGAAAUGCCUGUUGAUAAUGAUAAUAGGGCGUACGUGUCACUGCGCGACGGAGGAAUGAUGGAUGUUAUCUAACGAAUGCUCCCUUGGAAGAGAUGAAAAACUGAGAAAGGAGAAAUGGAAAUAUGCAAUGAAACACAAAAUAUAUUCUUUGAGAGAAGGAUGUACGCAAUGGGAGUAACCAAAUAAAGGCAUUGCAAACUGAA
Molecule: messenger RNA, 4191 nt
Organism: Cephus cinctus (wheat stem sawfly)
Lineage: Eukaryota; Metazoa; Arthropoda; Insecta; Hymenoptera; Cephidae
Exons: 6
Coding region: 545-2440 (631 amino acids)
Source: RefSeq, a predicted model, not a curated record